Messenger RNA from Argentina anserina (silverweed cinquefoil), 1401 nucleotides. RefSeq lists its product as uncharacterized. The record is from RefSeq and is a predicted model, not a curated record. NCBI's taxonomy places the organism in Eukaryota, Viridiplantae, Streptophyta, Magnoliopsida, Rosales, Rosaceae.
AUGGCCGUGCCGGUGUUCAACCUGGCUCCGAAUCUGAAUGUUUCAAGGCUCUGCUUGGGAACGAUGACUUUUGGCGAGCAGAACAGUCUGCCGGAGUCGUUUCGCAUCCUGGACAAAGCUUACCGCGCCGGAAUCAACUUCUUCGACACCGCGGAGAUGUACCCGGUGGUUCAGCGAGCCGAGACGCAGGGCAGGAGCGAGGAGUAUCUCGGCCGUUGGAUAAAAGAUCGCAACGUUCCUCGAGACGGUAUCGUUUUGGCUACCAAGGUGACAGGACCAUCUGGGCAGAUGACUUGGAUAAGAGAUGGACCUAAGUGCUUGGAUGCAAGGAAUAUCACUGAGGCUAUCGACGGCAGUUUAGGGCGAUUGCAGACGGAUUACAUUGAUCUUUAUCAGUUACAUUGGCCUGACCGAUAUGUCCCAAUGUUUGGAGAAACUGAAUACGAUCCAACCAUGCAAUUUGGUUCCGUUUCUAUAGAGGAACAACUUGAUGCUCUUGGGAGAGCUGUUGAUGCUGGUAAGGUCAGAUACGUUGGUCUCAGUAACGAAACAGCAUAUGGUGUGAUGAAGUUCCUUCAGGUGGCUGAAAGGACUCGCCUUCCAAAGAUUGUAACUCUGCAGAACUCAUACAGCUUGUUAUGCCGAACUUUUGAUUCUGGAUUGGCUGAGUGCUGUCAUCAUGAGAGGGUCAGUUUAUUAGCUUACAGCCCCCUUGCAAUGGGCAUACUCUCUGGGAAGUAUUUUGCACCAGAAGGGGGUCAUUCAGAUGCCCGGUUGAACCUUUUCAGAGGAAAGUAUUCAGAAGGGGAGUCCAGAUACAACUUAUCUAAACCCUCCAUAAGAGCAGCAAGCAUGGAAUACAUUAAUAUUGCAGAAAAGCACGGCCUUCAUCCAGUAUCUCUUGCAGUUGCCUUCGUGUUGAGUCACCCUCUGGUUGCUAGUGUUAUCUUUGGAGCAACCCAUACAUGGCAACUGCAGGAAGUUCUUGAUGCAUGUAGGGUGGAGCUCACAUCGGAAGUAAUUGUAGAAAUCAACAAGGCUCACAAAAAAUUCUGAAUCCCUGCCCCUGAUCAAGCCUCAUGCCAUUAACUUUUGCCCCUCGUCCAAAAUUUUGUCUUAACAGCUAAAAUAGUUCCAGAUGACGUCUCUGAUCGUUACCAAACAAUGACAUUGGCAUGGUAAUCUUGCAGAAUCUAUUGGCCUUCUGCACUCUGAAAAGGCUUCCGGUGGCUCUGUGAUAGAUGAGCAUGUGCAAUGUUUUAGAGGUGAAAGAACAGCAAAAACAUGGGGUGUUGGGUACAAUUUUAGCAGAAGCAUGUACUGAUAUGUUGCUGUUUCCACCGUAUGGUUAUCUCUUUCAGUCUUUUUGCAGUGGCAAUAAAAAGGGGUAUUUGAUGCAGG